Molecule: messenger RNA, 2419 nt
Organism: Exaiptasia diaphana
Lineage: Eukaryota; Metazoa; Cnidaria; Anthozoa; Actiniaria; Aiptasiidae
Product: E3 ubiquitin-protein ligase TRIM71
Exons: 1
Coding region: 6-2192 (728 amino acids)
Biological process (GO): protein polyubiquitination; proteasome-mediated ubiquitin-dependent protein catabolic process
Molecular function (GO): zinc ion binding; ubiquitin protein ligase activity; protein binding
Source: RefSeq, a predicted model, not a curated record
UUGCAAUGGCAGCAAGUUUCAUUCCUGAUGACGAAUUGGUUUGUUGUGAAAAGUGUCAAGAAAAAUUUUCUGAUUUACAAAGUACUAUCUGUUUCAAAUGCCCAAACUGUGAAGCUGCUGUCGCCAUCGACUUGAGCAACACCUCGAAGCUUCCGUCUUCGUUUUUCUACAUUUCGCUAAUUAAGUUAUUCGAUGCAGUGAAACUAAAAGUUCAUACACAAAACCAAGAGCAGCCUACAGAAGAGGGUGCAGGCUGCUCCAAACCCAGCGUUGAGGAUGGUUGCCCCAAAUAUAGCAUCAACAACCGCGAUGAGGCAAUACAGUCGAAAAAGUCCUCGCGUCUGACGAUAGAGCCAUCAGGUACUGAAGUCAAGCGAGAUGUUAACACUCGUAAAAACAUCCAAGCAAUGUGCAAAGAAAAAUAUCAUGAGAAUAGUCCACUCGAAUUGUAUUGCAAAACUUGCGAGCAGUGCAUUUGCCAGAAAUGUUCAGGAACAACGCACAACAGUAACGACCAUAACAAGGUCACCAUCAAGGAGCAAACCGAGGAUGUUAAAAAACUGGUUGGAGAAGACAGAGAUCGYCUGAAUGAGCUGCUUAUCAAAUAUAAAAGAGAAUUAGAUCUGUCAAAAGAAAAUAUGGAAAGGAUUAAAAGGGAGUCUAAAGCAAAAAGCGAUGAGAUAUGCGAAGAAACACAAGCUUAUUUGAUAAGAAUUUUAAUUGAUCACGCAGCCGAUAUGGUUGAAAAAGUGUAUAACUGGCAUAUAGAACAACAAGAGGCGAAUAAACGCGAGGUAGAUAAGAUCAAUGACAAUAUCAAACAAGUCAAGGAACAAGAAGAGGAGUAUGCCAAAAUCAUGGAAAGUGACUCAGAACACUUUAUACUAGAAAGUUAUCAAAGUUUACAACAAAAUGGUAAAACUCCAUUCAGGAAUGACGCAUAUGUAUUAUCGACUGAACCGGUCAAGCGCAAUGCAUGCGUUCAAUUCAUUUUAAACCCGGAAGCCAUCUCCCUUCUGAAAAAGCUGAAAAUUGGUGAGAUAAAGGAAAGCGUGACAGAUCCGUCGGUUUGCUUUAUCGAAUCUGUAGCUAACGUCAGAUGUGGUUUUACCAAUGAUCUUAUAAUAGUAACAAAAAAUUCAGAAGGAGAUGUUUGCCAUACCGAUCAGGGCUCCAUUAAAGUUCAAAUCCAAAGUGUUGAUGGCAGCGAAGUACAGAGGAAAGAACUGGUUGAAACUGAAACUGGAAGAUUCCUAGUACAGUAUAAAGCGGAGAUACCCUCGCCAUACAAAGUUGUUGUGCGUAUUGCAGGAGAAGAAAUCAAAAACUCACCACAGAAAAUCGAGACAAUUGAUGCUAGAGCAGACUUUACGUCCAUCGGUAGGAUCCUGAUCGAUGAAAGAGAGACUGAAGACAUGUCCUUUCUCUCUUCAAUUGCUGUAAAUGAGAGAUCCUGCAUAGCUGUGGUCAAUAAUCAUCAUGAAUACUUCCGCGUUAAGCUAUUCAAUGCUGGUGGAAAGUAUUUGCGAGAUAUUGGUGGCCAACUAAGUAAUCCAUAUGGAGUAAUCUUCAAUGAUGACAAAUUACUUAUCUGUGACAAUGCAAAUGGUUGUGGCUAUAUCAAGGAAUUUGGCAUCGAUGGUACUUACAAAGGAUCCCUGUGUAUAUUUYCUCAAGGAGUUACAAUKAAAGCAAUCUGCCGUUCAGUGGAUCAAAACAUCGCGUGUUUGGGCUAUCAUCAUAAAAAAAACCAGACAUUUAUAAAGCUCCUUGACAAACAGAAUUGCGACCGUCACCUUUCUGAGAUCACACUAAAGGUUCCCGAUAAUAUCUAUAAAGAGCCUUUUUCAUUGGCUUAUGAUAACAAUAAGUACUUUGUAUCGUUUUGUCGUCGCGUUGAUGUUUUUGAUGAAAAAGACGGUUGUCUUCUGUACACCUUUGGAAAAAAAGGGAGCAAAGAAGGCCAGUUUGGUGCUGGCGUGCGUGGGCUUUCCAUAUUUGGCAAUGAAAUGCUGCUUGUCUGUGACACACACAACCAUCGCGUGCAAGUCUUCAGUCAAGACGGACAGUUCAUAAGGUCCUUCGGGAGUAAAGGUGGUGAAGAGCCAUAUCCUUUUGAUGUCGAUGUCGCUUCAGAUGGUCGAGUAUUUGUUCUUGAAAACGGCAACAAACGAGUUCAGGUGUGGAAAUGACGUACCCGCACUAAAYAAACGACUUAAGGAUGCGAUUCAGGUUGUGUCCAUUGGUGCACUGGAUACGUACCCGACACAUGGAUAAUGCGUUUUAUCAGAAGUACAUUAUGUACGUUAUGUACUUCUGGUUUUAUCUUAUAAUUGUCUAUGAAAUACCAAUAUUUCUCCUUUUCGUAAAGUUGUUAUUUUCACUAGUGAAAAUAAUACAUACUAGUGAAAAUAAUACA